Molecule: messenger RNA, 367 nt
Organism: Cetraspora pellucida
Lineage: Eukaryota; Fungi; Glomeromycota; Glomeromycetes; Diversisporales; Gigasporaceae
Source: the annotation of a GenBank genome assembly
AUGACAAAUAAAGCAAAUUCUGUCAAUGGUGAAUGGAGAUUGCAAAUUGAACAUGUUAUGCUUUAUAUAUUAGGUCUUGAUCCUGAUUAUCUGAUAAUAGUAAAAAGUAGAGCAACUUUGCACAAACUUGGUGGUAUGGAUGGUACUCAGGUUUGGGAUACUGUACUUACAGUCAUUGCCGUAAAUGAAGCAAGAUUGGCUGAAGAUUCCUCAAAUCAUCAAUCAAUAGUAAAUGCACUUGACUUCUUAGACGAUGCACAAAUAAAAAAGAAUUCUAAAGAUCCUGAAAGAUGUUAUCAUGAGAACUUAUUAGGUGCUUGGAGUUUUAGUACUCAUCAAGAAGGAUAUUAUAUUGCAGAUUGUACUA